CGUAAUCAGACAACAACAAUUCUCGUUGUGUUCACAACCUGUGAAAUUUUGCAACCCCGAAGAUGAAUGACGGAGAACAUGUAGAUGAUGGCACGACAGUGCGUGUAAGUGUCCUACCUAAUCCACCUUCGGAAUUCGACGUGAAUGAGUCUUUAUCAGGGGCUCUGAUGAACUUAGAGCUCAAGGAUCGCAUUGCUAUACAAGAAGAAAUCCAUGGUGUGCGAUGCGGGGCGGUAGAUGAAACGCCCGAGCUGCUCCGACAGUCAUUGGCAAGAUUCGAUGAGCUACUGAAUGCGAGAAAAGAGAAAGAUCCAGGCAACCGGUUACUGAGGAAUAUAACUCGUAUAUGUCCCUCGGAUUUGGCAACGACAGAAGCAGGCCCAGCGGGUGGCAAUGGAUCUUCCAAGGAACCGGUAAUAAAACCGAAGAAACCGAGUUGCUACCUGAACGAUCCGGAUAUCCGAUUGCGUUUCUUGAGAUGCGAAUGCUUUGCUGUUGAAGAUGCUGUCCAGAGAAUGAUAAAUUUCUUGGAAUUCACGGCCAUUCUGUUUGGCGACUACGUCGCGGAGCGGCAAAUCGAGCUUACAGAUUUCAAUACCAAAGAAGAAGAAAAUGCGCUUCAGAAUUCGAGGAACCAGUACUUGCCAUUCCGUGACAGAAGUGGGAGACGUGUUCUUGUUGGCGUAGGAAACUGCAACUUCCACUUGGAAUAUCGUUUGCGAUACAAAAUCCUGAUGUACUUGUUUUGGGUUGUUUCGGAAGACGUCGAAACACAACGCCGAGGAAUUGUAAUAAUCCACCUGAUUUUCGACGAAGACGGUGUUGAAAAUAUGUGGGAGUCCCAGCUUCGACCUGGCAUAAGAAAAAAAAUUCGAGAGCUUCAUAAAUUGCAAAAUGGGUCCCUACCUGUCCGAGAAGCAGUCAUACACCAGUGCUUAAGAAACACACCAUUUUUUCGUACCUUGGCUGCGAUGUAUGUCUUUGGGUUGGAUGCACAUCAUCGAUCAAUAUAUCAACAGCACUUUGGUAAGUUAUAAUACAAUACAAUGAAGUCGAAGUGUGAUUUCGCCCUGAGAAAUUUGACGUGCCCUUACAAAAUGUGAAUCUCAAUUUAAUAAAUUCUUAAAAGGCGAGUUGACCGAGCUUCUUUACCGAAUGGCCUCCUUCGGAAUAACCCCUGAUUUAAUACCAGUAUCAUCCACGGGAAAGGUGAAGUUUGGCGCUCAUAUUUCCUGGCUGAAGGUUCAACGCAUCAAGUUGCAGACUAAAAAUGAUUCAGAUAUUGUGGAAUGCCCAAGGUUAGUUGAUGUGGUCUUCAAACAUGGACCAGCCUACAAAAACAAUCCUGGAAAUAUGUACUUCAGAGAGUUAAUUGAAAUAAGCCUUGGAGAUCACCUCGAUGGAACGAAGGAUGAAAAAUGCAAAAUUACAAUGCGCAUCCUGAAACAGAUCGAAGCCCGGAAGGGUCGAAUUUUGGAAUGGUCCAAGCGGGAAAGUACUUGGAGGGUUGUCAGAAAUAGGAAUGUCAUGCGCAAAAAAAUUGCUGCCACUUUCAAGCAGCAACAUCGUCAAAGAAAAACAACGACACAAAUGAAGAAGACGAUCGAAAACGCGCUCUAUAUUGCAGCCGACAACGAAACUUCUCGAGAACAAGCAAAUCCGAAACGUUACUACGACUCAGAUCAAUUGUAUCAUGAAAGAAAGCGAGUCAGGACUGGUUGUUUCGAUUGCGACGGUGAUGCGGAAGAUCCCGAUUUCUCUUGUUUUGGAAGAUCGUUUCACCCGACUUGGGGAGGCAAUGAUUAGAAAGAGUUCUCUUCUUUCACGUGUAUUCUACGUUUAUAAAGUGGCUUUUAAAUU
This is a messenger RNA of Pseudo-nitzschia multistriata, 1860 nucleotides long. Lineage: Eukaryota; Bacillariophyta; Bacillariophyceae; Bacillariales; Bacillariaceae. The record is from the annotation of a GenBank genome assembly.